GGGAAUCUGGGUCCUGAGUGAAAAACACCGUCCGGGGGAGCGACCAACUUCUGCGUGUGUUUUUAUUACCGUUAUUUUAGUUCUUAUUCCUCCAACCGCCUCGUCUCUCUUUCAGAAAAACUUCCCCGACCGCGGAGCAGCAACGUGCGGCGCUGACACCGCCGCUUCACCGACGGAGCCGCGGCGGAGUUGUUUGUGAAGUCGGGGUGAAAAUGGAGAGCUCAGCUGAGUGAGAGUGGGGUGAGGAGGCUGGGUUUGGCAGAGCUGCGGGUCCUGCCCUUCUGCUAGCGGCUAGCUAGCAUGCUAACACAAACUCCGAAGUUACGAGAGCCUCCCUCCGCUGUGAGUCUCCAGGGGAGCUGCUCUAUCUGCAGUUCGACCGCUGCUGACGCUGCAGCUUCUCCGGAUGGAUCCGAGCUCAGUUGAUGGUGUGACUGUCUGUGGACGCUCUGCGUGAAUCCUGAGGACCAUGAUGCAUUUCUGCUGAAGGCGACCACCACACUUAAAAGUUGGUUCGAAGCAGCUCUCCUCCCGAUCAAUCGUUCUUUGUGCAGCGAGGAUCCAAACCCACCCGUGCUUUUUUCUCCAUAACAUUUAACGUCAUCUGAGAUGGGGCCCUGGUAGCUUCUUCAAGGGGUUUGAGGUCCCCCCCCCCCCCCGGCUGCAUACAGUGUGUGGGCAUAAGACUCAUCAACACAGGUCUAUAAGAGAAAGCUGUGACCCGAUGGUUAAGCACUUGCCGUGGGAGUGGAGACGCCCGGCGUGAUUUCCAGAAUGCAUUCAUGAGCUCCUCGGCCGUUAACCUGGACCUAAGUGGAUGUAGUGCUUGUGUUCAUGGGCUGUGACUGCUGAUGCCAGCUCAUUGGGACUUGAGGGGGUGUAAUCAGCUUUAUUCAUGAACCCUCUGACUCCGCGUGGGUACGGCCUGGAUGUUGGAUGCCCUGAGUGUGUUGAAUCUGCUGUAGCGGUGAUGAGGCAGGGCUCCGUGUGGCCUGCGUGGCUGAAUGGGCAGCGGCCCACGGUGAUGUGAUGGGUUGCAGGAACAGUAAGGUCCUCCCUGAGCCUCCGGGGGAUGUUCAGUUGGACCUGGUCAAAAAGGUUGAGCCUCUGCAGCCCCCCCAGACAGAUAUCUUCAAGCACUUCAUACGAGGUGAUGGCACAGGAAGCAAGACGGGCGGGGGUGGGGGCGGGGGCGGUGAUAAGGCCGACUCCACAUAUCAGGCCCAGGCACAAGCUGCCACUCCUACCGCUUCCGCCCAGCCGCCCAAGGACCCGUCCGAACUGUCCGACCCUCAGCGGAAGAAGGUGGCGAAAUAUCGAGCCAAGUUUGAUCCCCGGGUCACGGCCAAGUACGACAUCAAAGCUCUGAUUGGACGAGGGAGUUUUAGCCGGGUUGUUCGCGUGGAACACAAGAGCACGAGGCAGCCGUACGCCAUCAAGAUGAUCGAGACCCGUUACCGGGAGGGGAGGGAGGUGUGCGAGUCCGAGCUGUGUGUUCUCAGGCGCGUUCGCCACACCAAUAUAAUCCAGCUGAUGGAGGUGUUCGAGACGGCGGAACGUGUCUACAUGGUGAUGGAGCUCGCCACUGGAGGAGAGCUCUUCGACCGGAUCAUCGCUCGUGGCUCCUUCACCGAGCGGGACGCCACCCGGGUGCUGCAGAUGGUGCUGGACGGCGUCAAGUAUCUCCACACGUUGGGGAUCACUCACCGAGAUCUGAAGCCGGAGAACCUGCUCUACUACCACCCCGGGGCCGACUCCAAGAUCAUCAUCACCGACUUCGGUUUGGCAAGCAGCAGGAAGAAGGGGGACGAGUGUCUGAUGAAGACCACCUGCGGCACGCCGGAGUACAUCGCGCCUGAGAUCCUGGUGCGGAAGCCCUACACGAACGCGGUGGACAUGUGGGCGCUGGGGGUGAUAUCGUACAUCCUGCUGAGUGGAACCAUGCCGUUCGAGGACGACAACCGCAUGCGGCUGUACCGACAAAUCCUCAAGGGGAAGUACAGCUUCUCCGGAGAGCCGUGGCCCAGUGUGUCCAACCUGGCCAAAGACUUUGUGGAGAGAAUCCUGACGGUGGACCCCAGCGAGCGGCUCACCGCUGGCCAGGCCUUCAAGCACCCCUGGGUCGUCAGCAUGGCCGCCUCCUCUUCCAUGAAGAACCUCCAGCGCUGUAUAUCUCAGAACCUGCUGAAGCGGGCGUCCUCGCGCUGCCACAGCACCAAGUCGGCUCAGUCCACGCGCUCCAGCCGCUCCACCAAAUCCAACAAAGCCCGUCGGGUGCGUGAGAAGGAGCUGCGCGAGCUGAACCGUCGCUAUCAGCAGCAGUACAACGGCUGA
Molecule: messenger RNA, 2334 nt
Organism: Platichthys flesus (European flounder)
Lineage: Eukaryota; Metazoa; Chordata; Actinopteri; Pleuronectiformes; Pleuronectidae
Gene: pskh1
Product: protein serine kinase H1
Exons: 4
Coding region: 1030-2334 (434 amino acids)
Biological process (GO): protein phosphorylation
Molecular function (GO): ATP binding; protein kinase activity
Source: RefSeq, a predicted model, not a curated record